ACCUUCGGGGCAACGCCUGCCUCACACGGCCAAGGCAAGGCGAGGGACGCACCGGUUCCCUUUUUUUUCCAUUCCUUCCCCCUCCCACCUUUUCCCUUUUCCUACCCUCCCCGCCCCCUCCAUCCCAUUCACCUUUUCGACGAUAAAAGAAUCGGUAGAGGAGCUCAUCAGUUCCCCUGUCGUUUCCUGGAACCGUCGACUUUUCAACCUUUCGAGGCAUCCCUCACAUCUUCAUCUGUCUUCCUUCUUCUCUCAAGCAGAGAAAAGGAUUCAGCACUCUGUGAGCGCGGGGCAGAUUCUUCAACCCCGCUUCGCCCAACUUCGACUCUACACAUCCCACCCGACACAGAAAUUUCAAAGAGCUCGUUGAGCCACCGCCGUCAAGAUGGUCAACUUCACCGUCGAGGAGAUCCGUGGGCUCAUGGACAAGCCCACCAACGUCCGUAACAUGUCCGUCAUUGCCCACGUCGAUCACGGAAAGUCCACCCUCACCGACUCCCUUCUCUCCAAGGCCGGUAUCAUCUCCACCGCCAAGGCCGGAGAUGCGAGAGCCACGGAUACCCGUGCCGACGAGCAGGAGCGUGGUAUUACGAUCAAGUCUACCGCCAUCUCCCUGUACCACAACGUCGACCCCGAAGAUGUCAAGGACAUUGUUGGCCAGAAGACCGACGGCACCGACUUCCUCAUCAACCUGAUCGACUCCCCCGGUCACGUUGAUUUCUCUUCCGAAGUCACUGCCGCUCUCCGUGUCACCGACGGUGCUCUCGUCGUCGUCGACACCGUCGAGGGUGUCUGCGUCCAGACCGAGACUGUCCUGCGUCAGGCCCUCGGUGAGCGCAUCAAGCCCGUCGUCAUCAUCAACAAGGUCGACCGUGCUCUUCUCGAGCUUCAGGUCUCCAAGGAGGAUCUGUACCAGUCCUUCUCCCGUACCAUCGAGUCCGUCAACGUCAUCAUCUCCACCUACUUUGACAAGUCGCUCGGUGACGUCCAGGUCUACCCCGACAAGGGUACCAUCGCCUUCGGUUCCGGUCUUCACGGCUGGGCCUUCACCAUCCGCCAGUUCGCCGUCCGCUACGCCAAGAAGUUUGGUGUCGACCGCAACAAGAUGAUGGAGCGUCUCUGGGGCGACAACUACUUCAACCCCCACACCAAGAAGUGGACCACCAAGAGCUCCCACGAGGGCAAGCAGCUCGAGCGUGCCUUCAACCAGUUCAUCUUGGACCCCAUCUUCAAGAUCUUCUCCGCCGUUAUGAACUUCAAGAAGGAGGAGGUCGCCACCCUUCUCCAGAAGCUCGACCUCAAGCUCCCCGUUGAGGACCGCGACAAGGAGGGCAAGCAGCUCCUCAAGGCCGUCAUGCGCACUUUCCUCCCCGCCGCCGACGCCCUUCUCGAGAUGAUGAUUCUCCACCUUCCCUCCCCCGUCACCGCCCAGAAGUACCGUGCCGAGACUCUGUACGAGGGUCCCCCCGACGACGAGGCCGCCAUUGCCAUCCGCGACUGCGAUGCCAAGGGUCCCCUCAUGCUGUACGUCUCCAAGAUGGUUCCCACCUCCGACAAGGGUCGCUUCUACGCUUUCGGUCGUGUCUUUGCCGGUACCGUCAAGUCCGGUAUCAAGGUCCGCAUCCAGGGCCCCAACUACACCCCCGGCAAGAAGGAGGACCUCUUCAUCAAGGCUAUCCAGCGUACCGUCCUCAUGAUGGGUGGCAAGGUCGAGGCCAUCGACGACAUGCCUGCCGGUAACAUUGUCGGUCUCGUUGGUAUUGACCAGUUCCUCCUCAAGUCUGGUACUCUCACCACCUCCGACACCGCCCACAACCUCAAGGUCAUGAAGUUCUCCGUCUCCCCCGUCGUCCAGCGCUCCGUCCAGGUCAAGAACGCCCAGGAUCUCCCCAAGCUCGUCGAGGGUCUCAAGCGUCUCUCCAAGUCCGACCCCUGUGUCCUGACCAUGACCUCCGAGUCUGGUGAGCACAUUGUCGCCGGUGCCGGUGAGCUCCACUUGGAGAUUUGCCUGAACGAUCUCAUGAACGACCACGCCGGUGUUCCCCUCAUCAUCUCCGACCCCGUCGUCCAGUACCGUGAGACCGUUGUUGGCAAGUCCAGCAUCACCGCUCUCUCCAAGUCUCCCAACAAGCACAACCGUAUCUACAUGAUUGCUGAGCCCAUUGACGAGGAGCUCUCCAAGGAGAUCGAGGCUGGCAAGAUCAGCCCCCGUGACGAUUUCAAGGCCCGCGCCCGUGUCCUCGCCGACGACUUCGGCUGGGAUGUCACUGACGCCCGUAAGAUCUGGACUUUCGGUCCCGACACCACUGGCGCCAACUUGCUCGUCGACCAGACCAAGGCCGUCCAGUACCUCAACGAAAUCAAGGACUCCGUCGUCUCUGGUUUCCAGUGGGCCACCCGCGAGGGUCCCGUUGCCGAGGAGCCCAUGCGUUCCGUCCGCUGGAACGUCAUGGAUGUCACCCUCCACGCCGAUGCCAUUCAUCGUGGUGGUGGCCAGAUCAUCCCUACCUCCCGCCGUGUCCUGUACGCCGCCGCCCUUCUCGCCGAGCCCGCUCUUCUCGAGCCCGUCUUCUUGGUCGAGAUCCAGGUUCCCGAGCAGGCCAUGGGUGGUGUCUACGGCGUCCUUACCCGCAGACGUGGUCACGUCUUCGGUGAGGAGCAGCGCCCCGGUACCCCUCUGUUCACCAUCAAGGCCUACCUGCCCGUCAUGGAGUCCUUCGGCUUCAACAGUGACUUGCGCCAGGCCACCUCCGGACAGGCCUUCCCCCAGUCCGUCUUUGACCACUGGCAGCCCCUGCCCGGUGGCUCUCCUCUCGACGGCACCUCCAAGGUCGGCCAGAUCGUCCAGGAGAUGCGUAAGCGCAAGGGUCUCAAGGUUGAGGUUCCCGGUGUUGAGAACUACUACGACAAGUUGUAAACGCCUUUCCCACGGGUUAAUAGAAAAUGGCGUUGUGCCUUUUUGGGCAUUUAUGACGAACUGGGUUUGGUGGAUGAUAUCAAAAAUUAUGACCCCGUUCUUUCCAUAGCUUUCGCGUAGUCUCGAAUGAAGACAAAGUUCAAUAUGUAAA
Messenger RNA from Colletotrichum phormii, 3068 nucleotides. Its product is annotated as translation elongation factor aEF-2. Gene Ontology annotation, molecular function: translation elongation factor activity; GTPase activity; GTP binding. The transcript is spliced from 3 exons. The coding region runs from base 386 to 2917 and encodes 843 amino acids. Lineage: Eukaryota; Fungi; Ascomycota; Sordariomycetes; Glomerellales; Glomerellaceae. Gene Ontology annotation, cellular component: cytosol; ribonucleoprotein complex. Gene Ontology annotation, biological process: translational elongation. The record is from RefSeq and is a predicted model, not a curated record.